Molecule: messenger RNA, 3255 nt
Organism: Fimicolochytrium jonesii
Lineage: Eukaryota; Fungi; Chytridiomycota; Chytridiomycetes; Spizellomycetales; Powellomycetaceae
Exons: 5
Coding region: 1-3255 (1084 amino acids)
Biological process (GO): autophagosome organization; protein autophosphorylation; peptidyl-serine phosphorylation
Cellular component (GO): cytoplasm; autophagosome
Molecular function (GO): ATP binding; protein serine/threonine kinase activity
Source: RefSeq, a predicted model, not a curated record
AUGUCUCUGCAUCCGUCGACAGCGCCGUCAAUGGCGGUAGGCGACUAUAUCAUCGGCCAUGAGAUUGGAAGGGGAUCAUUCGCGACGGUGUACAUGGGGAAGACGAUAGCAACUGGGCAUCCGGUCGCCGUGAAGUCCGUAUCACGGGAAAAGUUGAACAGAAAGCUUAUGGAGAAUCUUGAAAGUGAGAUCAAGAUUUUGAAGGGGAUCCAGCAUGAGCAUGUAGUGGCACUGCUUGACAUCAUGAAAACUGACAAGCACAUCCACUUGAUAAUGGAGUACUGCUCGCUGGGAGAUUUGUCAAACUACAUAAAGAAGCGCGGGUUGGUGGGAGGACUUCAAGUCGAGGCUGGACAGUGGAAUCCAAUGUCCAGCGUUUGGGGAGGUCUAAACGAUAUCAUCGUGAGGGACUUCCUGAAGCAACUGGCCUCGGCGAUGGAGUUUCUGAGAGCACAUGAUUUAAUACAUAGAGAUUUGAAACCUCAGAACGUACUAUUAUGCCCCGGUCCAUUCGACGCACCUGGGUUGCAAAUACCGUCCUUUGUACAGCCCGGGACUUCAGUCAUGCUACCUCCCUUACCGGUACUAAAGCUCGCCGAUUUCGGAUUCGCCCGCGCAUUGCCUGCCCAUUCAUUGGCGUCGACGUUGUGCGGAUCUCCUCUGUACAUGGCCCCUGAAAUUCUACGCGGAGACAAAUAUGGACCGUCGGCCGACUUAUGGUCUUUCGGGGCUAUCUUAUACGAGAUGAUCUGCGGCCGACCACCUUUCAAAGCGCAAAACCACAUUGAUCUAUUGCGGAAGAUAGAUCGCGGGGAAGGCUACAUCAGAUUCCCUGGUGAAGGCGCAAUCGCCGCGCCUGCACAUCGCAACAGCCUUUCUUCGUCGCCAAGUUCUCGUCUCGGAUACAGCCCAAGUUCUAGUCCCCGCUUCCUUGCACCCAGCGGUGCCCAGGCUCUAGGAGACGAUCUGAAAGAUUUGGUCAGGAAGCUCUUGAAGCGAGUGCCGGCGGAGCGGAUGUCUUUUGAGGCUUUCUUCUCUCACCCCUGUGUGAUCAGCAAUCGAUCGCUGGCUUCUGCAUCAGGUCCGUCGUCCUAUGACGAUGGUUUCUCAUUACGGAGAAAAUCGUCUUCUGGAUCACAUCGGUCGAUACGCGGAGGAACACCGCCAUGGAACGAUUCUCCUUCCGGGGCGACAUCAGAUGCACAUGCAGACACCCGGCACCCCGCCGCCAUUUCUGAAGGGUUCGGACAGGCAUUCGGGCAGCCAGAUCGAGUAGAUACACAUGCCAACAAGUUCGUUCCUGUGGCACUUCAACGCGUCCACACAUCUCCAGCCCGCCCGGAGUUCAAGCGAGGAGAGACUCUGAUAUUGGGUAUGCCACAUGACACCGCCCAGCAGCAGAGGGCCAUGGCGUCCGAAAGCAAGUCGUCUUCACAUCACCAUAAGACAUCCUACGGUGGUCCCUCCUUUGCCCCAAUGUUGCCAAGACAUUUUGGGGGCCCGGUGGAAAUGACGAGACAAGUGUCCGCGCCACCAUUGCACCCCAUCAAAGGCAGUAUCGGAGAUUCAUCGAAUUCGGGAAGUACGGCGCACAUCCAUGCCAGCAUAAUACCCCCCUUUUCGACCGGCGGGAGUGUUCCUGCGCAGACAACAUCGAGUACACAACAUCAGGCUCAUCAUAUCAAUGUUGAAGCGCCAUUUCCAGAAUACGGGCAAGUAGAUCCGGCCAUAUUUGGCGCCUCGGUCAAACCUUCUUCGAACGUCGAGCCGGAGCACCUUGCGGUAUCAACACCCGACGAGCCACUGGAAGGCUCGAGAGGAGAGGAAAACAACUCGUCUCUUUCUUCCCUUGGAAGUUUGGAACUGAGUGAAGUCGACGAGCAUGAUGUUUAUGAUGAUAAUGGAGACGCCGGCGGGCCGAAAGAGCAGAAUGCGAGUGGCUCCAAAUCAUCAACGACUGGCAGCACCGGCACGAAUAACGGCAAGGCGAGCAUAGAGGAGUACGUCGUAGUGGAGAAACGGGUUGUUGAAGUUAACUGGUUGGCCGAUGAAGUAGCUGGGGCUUUUCGCGGUACGGAAGGACAAGGAUCAACCGCGACUUUUCCCGCCGCCGCCCACGCUCCUGUGCACUAUGCCGCUUCCGAGGCCGUUCUCUCCCGCGCCUCGGAUCUGCAGCCAACUCCGUCAACAGAUGUCCCAAGCCUGGGCUUGACACCUCCUACUCCUCUAGGGCAGUCACCUCGUAGCCUGCGUAUAUCUCCCAAACAACAAUCCCGCAUUUUCGGCUCCCUGCGCGAAUCGACCCACCAGUUCCUCAACAGUCCCGGGCCCAGCAGCGGACAUCCCACAAGUUCGCCUCUACCGACCACUACUCCACCCCAAGCAUAUACCGCCGCGGCCUCUUCCGCCGGAUCACCAGGACGGAACGUCGCAGGCGGUUUCCUGUCCAGCCCACGAUCAGCCGCCGACUCGGAUCAGCAUUCCCUCCUCACACCAUUGAAUCUCUGCGCUCUUCGCGGACACGCUGUCCAGCAGCUCGCAGACUCGCUCGCGCCGACUGCACCAUCUGAAGCCCUCGGUUGCUACCUCCUCGCCCUGCGAUGCUACCAAACGGGGAUCGAAGUCGCCAAAGGGAUAUGGGAGGGCCUGCGCUCUGCUAGAUCGUCCUCGCGCGGCUUGUCCAUGUCUACGGCGACAAUGGUAGGGAUGAUCAGCGCCAGUGUAGCAGGUGGAGGUUACUCGUCGCCGUCUUCUGCUAGCGCCGUCGACUUGAAGGUUUUGAGCGUGGGAGUGCAGUGGGUGCGUGAGCGGUUUAAUGAGUGCUUGGACCGCGCUGAACGAUGUGGCGUCGACGCGGACGAUACCUCGGGACGACGUGUGGAGAUGGUGGUGUAUGAGGGAGCUUUGGAAGUGUCCCGACAAGCAGCCCUUCUCGAACUCUCCAGCAACCCACCCCCAUCUCAAUGCGAGGACAUGUACCGCCACGCCAUCCUCCUCAUCGAAGCUCUUCUAAGCGUCGAAGACUACUCGGACACUGACAGCGCCGGCACAUCAUCGAAUCCUACCCAUCUCCCACCAUCCAUCUCUUCGUCUGGCUCCUCCGCCAGCGCACGACCGACAGGAAUAGGUACCUCCUCCCAUCACACCCCCACCAUGACGGACGACGAUCGCCGGGUAUUGGAGCGCUUUGUCGCCAGCUUGUGGGCUCGGGUCGGAUCCGUCGCGCAUCCCACAUCCCCCACAGCUGCCAAGUAA